Molecule: messenger RNA, 973 nt
Organism: Neofelis nebulosa (Clouded leopard)
Lineage: Eukaryota; Metazoa; Chordata; Mammalia; Carnivora; Felidae
Product: olfactory receptor 8G5-like
Exons: 1
Coding region: 38-973 (311 amino acids)
Biological process (GO): sensory perception of smell; G protein-coupled receptor signaling pathway
Cellular component (GO): membrane
Molecular function (GO): G protein-coupled receptor activity; odorant binding; olfactory receptor activity
Source: RefSeq, a predicted model, not a curated record
UUUUUCUCUGUUCCCUUCAGAAACCACUCACAGGAACAUGGCAGCAGAAAAUCUUUCCACAGUGGCUACGUUUAUCCUCACUGGGCUAACACAACAGCCAGAACUCCAGCUGCCCCUUUUCUUUCUCUUCCUAGGAGUCUAUGUGGUCACAGUGGUGGGGAACUUGGCCAUGAUCACACUGAUAGGGCUCAGUGCUCACCUACACACCCCCAUGUACUACUUCCUCAGUAAUUUGUCCUUCAUUGAUCUCUGCCAUUCCACUGUCAUUACCCCCAGAAUGCUAGUGAACUUUGUGACAGAGAUGAACACCAUCUCCUACUCUGAAUGCAUAACUCAGCUCUAUUUCUUCCUUGUUUUUGCUAUCUCAGAGUGUUACAUGUUAGCUGCAAUGGCAUACGACCGCUUUGUUGCCAUCUGUAGCCCCCUGCUUUAUAAUAUUAACAUGUCCCAUCAGGCUUGUUUCUCCCUGAUUUGGGGAGUGUAUAUUAUAGCCCUGGUUUGUGCAUUUGUUCAUACAGGCUUCUUGUUUAAGAUUCACUUCUGCAAAUUUGCUGUGAUCAACCAUUAUUUCUGUGAUCUUCUUUCCCUCUUAAAGCUCUCCUGUUCUAGCACCCACAUCAAUGAAUUACUGAUUCUAGUCUUUAGUGCAAUUAAUAUCCUCGCCCCCAGUCUCAUGAUUCUUAGCUCCUACAUCUUCAUCAUUGCCAGCAUCCUCCGCAUCCGCUCCACCGAGGGCAGGUGCAAAGCCUUCAGGACCUGCAGCUCCCACAUCUCCGCUGUUGCCGUUUUCUUUGGAUCCGCUGCGUUCAUGUACCUGCAGCCAUCAUCCGUGAGCUCCCUGGACCAAGGGAAAGUGUCUUCUGUGUUUUAUACUAUUGUUGUGCCUAUGUUGAAUCCCAUGAUCUACAGCCUGAGGAAUAAAGAUGUCAAUGUCGCACUGAAGAAAAUGCUAGAGAGAAGAAUAUUCUUGUGA